Molecule: messenger RNA, 927 nt
Organism: Larimichthys crocea (large yellow croaker)
Lineage: Eukaryota; Metazoa; Chordata; Actinopteri; Sciaenidae
Gene: rpain
Product: RPA interacting protein
Exons: 7
Coding region: 150-821 (223 amino acids)
Biological process (GO): protein import into nucleus
Cellular component (GO): PML body; nucleus
Source: RefSeq, a predicted model, not a curated record
UGCAACCCGCGGCUGCGCGCCUCAACUUCCGGGACACGGGGUUAAAAGCUGGAAUGUUUUGGUUUUGAAGUCACAGCCACAGUUUCAGACACUUUGUCUGAACAAGUCUUUAAAUUUAUGUCACAUUAGACUUACUGUCAGCGACACAAAUGGACGCUCUGCACCGACACCGCUCACUUUAUAAAGGAACGACGCCGCCAUGGAAAGAAACGUACCGCAAGCGCUGUGUCGACAGGCUAAAAAACAGCCGGUCCAGGCUGCUGGAGAGAUACCGCCAGAUCGAAGACAGCCAGAAGAAAAACUCCGGGGCCUCCAUCAUCGUCCAGGAGGUGAUGGAGGAGGAGUGGACCGCCCUGCAGUCAGAGGACCGGGGACUGCCCUCUCUGUGGGGGCCACAGGGCCUGACAGAGAUGUCCAGUGUCAUGAAUGAACUGUCGGUGCUCGAAGAGAUCGAGCAGGAGCUCACGUUUCACGAAAUGUCCAUCAUCGAGGAGUACGAGAGGAACCAGCAGUUUGAGCAGCAGUACAUAUCGUCUGUCGUGGACGGGAUGGAUGACACGCGUAUUAUUUGUCCCUUAUGUCACAUGAAUAACUUGAACAUCAACAGCCAUUUUGUCUCGUGUACCUGUGGACUAUAUGUUAACACUAAGAACCGGAACAUCACUCCUGAUGUCUUGCAGCAUCUCCUGGAGUCCCGGGUGUCGGAGCACAUGGAGGACUGUUUGCACAACCCUGUUUUCUCCGUAGCUCCCAACACAGACAGCUCUGCUAACCUGCUCAUAAGCUGCAAGGUGUGUGACUACCUGUCCAUUGUGCUGUGAAAGCAGGCGUGCCUUCAUGAGUGACUGAACUCGUGAGAUCUGAUGUUUGAGUUUUCUGUGCUCUCUGUCUAUAUUUGAAAUAAAGAUUAUUUUUUUUAAUAUUUAA